GGGCGCGGCCAGGCCGGGGCCGGCCCGGUAAAGCCGGCGGUGAAGCGGCGGCGCGGGCGAGGCGGCCCCGCACCAUGGAGGGGCACCUGGCGCGCUGCAAGAUCGUGGUGGUGGGGGACACGCAGUGCGGCAAGACCGCUCUGCUGCACGUCUUCGCCAAGGACUGCUACCCCGAGAGCUACGUGCCCACYGUCUUCGAGAACUACACGGCCAGCUUCGAGAUCGACAAGCAGCGCACCGAGCUCAACAUGUGGGACACCUCAGGCUCAGCCUAUUACGACAACGUCCGUCCCUUGGCCUACCCCGACUCGGAUGCUGUGCUCAUCUGCUUUGACAUCAGCCGCCCCGAAACCCUGGACAGCGUGCUCAAGAAGUGGCAAGGGGAGACGCAGGAGUUCUGCCCCAACGCCAAGAUCGUGCUGGUGGGCUGCAAGCUGGACAUGAGGACAGAUCUCAACACCCUGCGGGAGCUCUCCAAGCAGCGCCUCAUCCCCGUGACACACGAGCAGGGCAGCGCUCUGGCACGGCAGAUCGGGGCGGUGGCCUACGCAGAGUGCUCCUCCAAGGUGUCAGAGAACAGCGUCCGGGACGUGUUCCAUGUCACCACGCUCGCCUCRGUCAACAGGGUGCACAAGAACUUGAAGCGCAGCAACUCCAAGCGGGGACUGAAGCGGGCGUCACAAAUGCCCGGCAGGACGGACUUCCUGGGGGACACAGAGAUCAGGAAAGACCGAGCCAAGAGCUGCUCCAUCAUGUGAAAAAGGGGCUGUAAAUAACGUGUGUGUGUUGUCCAUUUGUACAGUGACUGGCUGAGGCGAGGGCGUGGUGCUGGCUCAGGAGCUGCCCUGCCCUUCCCAAAGCCUUUUUUUCAGUCUCCAGGGCUGAGCAAAGGUCCCAGCUGCAAGCAGGGGGUGCACGGGUCACCCUGCGCUGUGGAGACUUCUGGGCUGGCUGCUGCUUCUGUGCAGGUUGCUUGGGAUGAAGGAACCACUUGGAAGAGGAGUGUUUGGGUGCUGGAAGGUCUGUGAGUGGGUGAGAUGAAGUGAAGGCAGUGGUGCCAUGUGUGUGACACCCUCUGUCACCAACAGCCCAGGCUGUGCCCCUGUGCAGCUGCACAGCACACACCGAGUGGCCUGGGCUGGAGGGAGGAGGGGGGAUUGCAAACAGCAAAGUGUGAUCAGGUGUUCUUCCAAAUCUUCCUUUAGAAGGGAAAUGAUGUUUGAGGUGGUGCUGCCCUCAGCCAGGUUGGGCAGCAAAUGCUGUGGAAGGUGAAGGUCUGGGCCAGAGCUGGGAGGGAAAGCACCUGGGGAGGAACCUUAACCUGAUGARACACCACAAUAAUCCACCUCCUGCACAGAAAACAGAUAUCUCUUUCCACGGUAUUUUAGAUACUUGAACUGCUUUUGAGAUGCAGCCCAGUGGAUCUGGCUCCAAGGGAAAGGUCUGUCCUGGUAGAUGCAUCCUGAGAAUUGUGGUUCCCUCCAAGCAAAUGCCCCUGGGGAGYUUUGUGAGAGCUGCUGACCCUGCUCACUCCCCAGACCCUCCCUGUGUCCUGCACUCAAAGAACUGCAAUAACUGCCCACAUCCUGCUCUCCACCCACUUCCAGCUGCAGAUCGUGUUGCAUGGUGCUGUGUUUGUCUGGUGUAGAUGAGAAAAAAAAUGAUUUGAUGCAUAUCUGCACCCCRUCUCUGGCAGUGGAGAGGAGGUGCUCCCUGCCCUCGUGCCUUGCUGUCCACCAUCUCCAUUGCUUCUGCUGCUGCUGCCCCUCGGAACGUCCUUGAUGACAGUGUUAGCCUGGGCUUUGUGUCACAUGGACACUGUAUGGGAAAAAAGGAAUCUGCUCUGUUUGCCAGAUCCAGCUGUGUCUGUGGGCUACAGGAAAAAUAAACAUCAUUGGGAAAUUCCUAGUGCUCGGCUSUGUUCAUUUUUGAUAGUCAAACCACACCUCCUCUCAGGAUCUCUCACUGCCCAGCUUCUCUUUGUGUCCUGAUGUCUCUCUCCAGCUCUUGAAAUUUGCUUSUGCUUAUCCUUCAGUGAAAAACCCAGAGGAUUUAUCUGCAUGUAUUCAUUUUGGAGCUGAAACACCUGCCUUGAAUAACCUCUCCCUCUAUCCCAAAUCCUUCAAUACUGUGGAGCAUUUGCAGGUUGUCUGUGCCUGAUCCAGCAGUCUGAGCUAACAUGAGCUGCCUCUGUCCUCACCACGG
Molecule: messenger RNA, 2205 nt
Organism: Malurus melanocephalus (red-backed fairy wren)
Lineage: Eukaryota; Metazoa; Chordata; Aves; Passeriformes; Maluridae
Gene: RND2
Product: Rho family GTPase 2
Exons: 5
Coding region: 75-758 (227 amino acids)
Biological process (GO): small GTPase-mediated signal transduction
Molecular function (GO): GTPase activity; GTP binding
Source: RefSeq, a predicted model, not a curated record